CUCCUAGGGUGCUAGGAUUACAGGCGUGAGCCACCGCGCCGGGCCCACAGGUCAAUUUUACAAACAUAAUAUUGAGUGAAAGAAUUCAGACAAAAGAGAGAAAUAAUUUAUAAUUGUGUAUAAGAGUAAAAUACAUAAAUAUGUAUAAGAGUUCAAGAAAAGGGGAGAAAAACCCCUCUAUAGCAAUAGAAGUCGGGCUAGUGCUUAUUUCUUGAGGAGAGGGUAAUAACCAAACAAUGGCAGGGAAGAUUUCUUGGGUUUUGAUAGUAUUUUAUUUUUAAUCUAGGUUCUGCUUAUGGGAGUGUUUAUUUUGUGAAAAUUCUUUGGGCUGUACACAUAUGAUUUGUGCCCUUGUCUGGAUGUUAUACUUCAAAUUAAAAGUAAUUUUUGUUAAAUUUUAGAUUUUGUAGAUAUCCAUUAUUACUUAUUUCUUGAAUGUAAUCAAGUAAGACAGCCACUAAAGAAAGUUCCUCCAUGUACUCAAAAAGUACUUUUAAGGAGAAGACUAAGAUAUCACUUUAGUUUGUUCUCAAAAGUAUUCUUCUUACACUGAAAAUUAACUCAGUAAACGUUUAUUUAGAACUGCCAAAAGCUAAGAGCUGGAGAUACAAUUGAGAGCACUUCUAUGACUCCAAAGGGUUUGAGGCACGCAUCAGGGUUAGAAUUGGAAUGAAAUGGCAAAUACUAUGUGCAAUAGUAAAUAAGGACGCCUGGUGGCGCUGCAGGCUAAGAGUGUGAAUAAUGGGCUCUGCCUAUAUAACCCAGACGCCAUUAAGCUGGGAAUCUGAACUCUCAAUGCUACCUUAAAAGAAGGAAGCAUUUUAAGUAAGAUCUAGAGGAGAGAUCUUCAGAGAAGGCAUGGUUCUGAUGCAAAUCAGUGAGAAAGAUCGAAUUUGAGGCUAUUUAACCAAAUCAUCUGAGUUGGAUUGUAUACCGAGCCGAAGAAACUGCACCUUUUGGACCAGGUCUGAGCAAUGGAGACUGCGCUAGCAAAAACGCCACGGAAAAGGCAAGUCACCUUUCUUGCUCUACUGUUGCUUUUGUGGGAGGCUGGCUCUGAGGCCAUUGGGUAUUCCAUACCAGAAGAAACAGAAAGGGGCUACUUUGUGGCCAACCUGGCAAAAGACCUGGGGCUUGGGGUGGGGGAAUUGGCGACCCGGGGCGCGCAAAUCCAUUACAAAGGAAACAAGCAGCUCCUGCAUCUCGAUAUAAAGACCGGCAAUUUGCUUCUGUAUGAAAAGCUAGACCGGGAGGUGCUGUGCGGGGCGACAGAACCCUGUGUAUUGCAUUUCCAACUAUUACUGGAAAACCCCGUGCAGUUUUUUCAAGUUGAUUUGCAGCUCAGAGAUAUAAAUGACCAUUCCCCGGAGUUCCUAGAGAGGGAAAUGCUCCUAAAAAUCUCAGAGAGUGUCCAGCCAGGGACUGUGUUUCCUUUGAAAAUAGCUCAGGACUUCGACGUAGGUAGCAACACUGUUCAGAACUACACAAUUAGCCCCAACUCCCACUUUCAUGUCGUUACUCAUAACCGUGGAGAUGGCAGCAAAUACCCAGAGCUGGUGUUGGACCGAGCGCUGGACCGAGAGGGGCAGCCUGAGCUCAGUUUAACCCUCACGGCGCUGGAUGGGGGGGCCCCGCCCAGGUCCGGGACGAUCACGGUACUCGUUGUCGUCUUGGACAAUAAUGACAAUGCCCCUGAGUUUUCGCAGUCGCUCUAUGAGGUGCAGGUCCCUGAGAACAGUCCCCUUCACUCCUUAGUCCUGGCUGUCUCCGCCCGGGAUCUGGACGCAGGAGCCUAUGGGACCGUAGCCUAUGCGCUAGUCCAAGGCAAUGAGGUGACUCAGCCAUUCGUAAUAGACGAAACAACAGGAGAAAUUCGUCUGAAAAGGGCGUUGGAUUUCGAGGCAACUCGAUAUUAUAACGUGGAAAUUGUAGCCACAGACGGCGGAGGACUUUCAGGAAAAUGCACUGUAGCUAUCGAGGUCCUGGACGUGAAUGACAACGCCCCCGAACUGACCAUGUCCACGCGCACCAGCUCCACUCCAGAAAACUCCCCGGAGACCGUAGUCGCUGUUUUCAGUGUUUCCGAUCCAGAUUCUGGGGACAAUGGAAAAAUGGUUUGCUCAAUCGACGACGAUCUCCCUUUCCUCUUGAAACCCACAUUCAAGAACUUUUAUACCCUAGUGACACAGAGGCCACUGGACAGAGAGAGCCGAGCCGAGUACAACAUCACCAUCACGGUCACUGACCUGGGGACUCCCAGGCUGAAGACGGAGCACACCAUAACCGUGCAGGUCUCCGACGUCAACGACAACGCCCCCGCCUUCUCCCAAAGCUCCUACACCCUGUUCGUCCCCGAGAACAACAGCCCCGCCCUGCACAUCGGCAGCGUCAGCGCCACAGACAGAGACUCGGGCGCCAACGCCCAGGUCACCUACUCGCUGCUGCCGCCCCGCGACCCGCACCUGCCGCUCGCCUCGCUGGUCUCCAUCAACGCGGACAACGGGCAGCUGUUCGCCCUGAGGUCGCUGGACUUCGAGGCCCUGCGGGCGUUCGAGUUCCGCGUGGGCGCCUCAGACCGAGGCUCCCCCGCGCUGCGCAGCGAGGCGCUGGUGCGCGUGGCGGUGCUGGACGACAACGACAACCCGCCCUUCGUGCUGUACCCGCCGCAGAACGGCUCGGCGCCCUGCACCGAGCUGCUGCCCAGGGCGGCAGAGGCCGGCUACCUGGUGAGCAAGGUGGUGGCGGUGGACGGCGACUCGGGCCAGAACGCCUGGCUGUCGUUCCAGCUGCUCAAGGCCACGGAGCCCGGGCUGUUCAGCGUGUGGCCGCACAAUGGCGAGGUGCGCACCGCCAGGCCGCUGGGCGAGCGCGACGCGGCCAGGCACAGGCUGGUGGUGCUGGUGAGGGACAGUGGCGAGCCCGCGCUGUCUGCCAGCGUCACGCUGCACGUGCUGCUGGUGGACGGCUUCUCGCAGCCCUACCUGCCGCCGCCGGAAGCGGCCCCGGCCCAGGCCCAGGCCGACUCGCUCACCGUCUACCUGGUGGUGGCCUUGGCCGCGGUGUCGUCGCUCUUCCUGUUCUCGGUGCUGCUGUUCGUGGCGGUGCGGCUGUGCAGGAGGGACCGGGCGGCCUCGGGGGGUCGCUGCUCGGUGCCUGAGGGCCGCUUUCCGGGUCACCUGGUGGAUGUCAGCGGCGCGGGGACCCUGUCCCAGAGCUACCAGUAUGAGGUGUGUCUGACGGGAGACUCUGGGACUGGUGAGUUUAAAUUCCUGAAGCCAAUUAUCCCCAACCUCUGGCCCCAGGGCUCUGGUGAAGAAAUGGGGAAAGCUGCUACCUUUGGAAAUAGCUUCGGGGUCGAUUAGAGAUGGGAUUAUGAUGCCAAGUUUUCUGCCAUUGACCCCCAACUUACCCAGAUAUAGAAUCUGAGAGUGUCAUGGAGACAACGUUCACCUUCAGAUUUAGCUACGAUUUCCCUUUUUAAUGGAUUUGUCUAUGGAACUUUGUGUUAUCCAGUUUUGGAAAUUUCAGUUUUACUUCAUUGUGUUCAUUUGCAUAGAGCCCUUCUGAAUCCAUGCAUGCCGUUGAUUUUCCCGAGAUUUUAACUUUUUGUUGUGUUUGUUUUGAUGAACUGUCUUAAUAAAAUAAAAUAUUCAUUUUA
Molecule: messenger RNA, 3658 nt
Organism: Microcebus murinus (gray mouse lemur)
Lineage: Eukaryota; Metazoa; Chordata; Mammalia; Primates; Cheirogaleidae
Gene: PCDHB5
Product: protocadherin beta 5
Biological process (GO): homophilic cell-cell adhesion
Cellular component (GO): plasma membrane
Molecular function (GO): calcium ion binding
Source: RefSeq, a predicted model, not a curated record